CGUAUACUUUCUUAUAUAUAUGCCACCUAGAUUCCAUGCAUUAUUUGCUAAAACCAAUAGAGAAGAAUAUACAACAAGUCAUCAAAUAUGUCUUCUUUAACUCAUUCCCUUCUCACCACAACCAUUUUCUCAGUGCUCACAAUCUUUCUUCAUCCAUCAAAUGCUCAACUGAGUUCAACCUUCUACUCCACCACAUGCCCUAACGUCUCUUCCAUCGUGAGCAGUGUUAUUCAGCAGGCUCUGCAAUCUGAUACUCGUAUUGCUGCCAGCCUAACUCGUCUUCAUUUUCAUGAUUGCUUUGUUAAUGGAUGUGAUGGGUCUCUUUUGUUAGACCAAGGUGGGAACAUAACACUGAGCGAGAAAAAUGCAGGCCCCAACAAUAAUUCCGCUCGUGGCUUCAACGUAGUCGACAACAUAAAGACAUCUCUUGAAAAUUCAUGCCCUGGUGUUGUAUCUUGUGCUGAUAUUCUUGCUCUUGCUGCUGAAGCUUCUGUGUCUUUGGGAGGAGGACCUUCAUGGACCGUACUACUAGGCAGAAGGGACGGUUUGAUUGCAAACCAAUCUGGUGCUAACACUUCCAUUCCUGCUCCAACUGAAAGCUUGGCCAAUGUCACAGCAAAAUUUGCUGCCGUUGGAUUAAACAUAACUGAUCUCGUUGCAUUAUCUGGUGCACACACUUUUGGUCGUGCACAGUGCAGGUUUUUCAACCAGAGGCUGUUCAACUUCAGUGGCACGGGUAGCCCUGAUCCCACGCUGAACUCAAGCUAUUUAGCAACCCUGCAGCAAAACUGUCCACAAAAUGGAAGCGGGAACACUCUGAACAACCUUGACCCUUCUUCCCCAGACACCUUCGACAACAACUACUUCCAAAAUCUUCUCAACAAUCAGGGUCUUCUUCAAACAGACCAAGAACUUUUUUCCACCAGUGGCUCCGCCACAAUAUCCAUCGUCAACAACUUCGCCAACAACCAAACCGCCUUCUUCCAAGCCUUUGCUCAGUCCAUGAUUAACAUGGGUAAUAUUAGCCCCUUAACAGGAAGCCAGGGAGAAAUCAGAUUAGAUUGUAAGAAAGUCAAUGGAAGCUAAAAAAGAAUCCCAUGAGGCAUAACUUGUUCUUCACACAUUACUAAUUACCAUCAAAACACACACACACACACACA
Molecule: messenger RNA, 1160 nt
Organism: Vigna radiata var. radiata (mung bean)
Lineage: Eukaryota; Viridiplantae; Streptophyta; Magnoliopsida; Fabales; Fabaceae
Product: peroxidase A2
Exons: 4
Coding region: 88-1086 (332 amino acids)
Biological process (GO): hydrogen peroxide catabolic process; response to oxidative stress
Molecular function (GO): peroxidase activity; heme binding
Source: RefSeq, a predicted model, not a curated record